This is a messenger RNA of Morchella importuna, 1035 nucleotides long. RefSeq lists its product as uncharacterized. Gene Ontology annotation, molecular function: oxidoreductase activity; nucleotide binding. Lineage: Eukaryota; Fungi; Ascomycota; Pezizomycetes; Pezizales; Morchellaceae. The record is from RefSeq and is a predicted model, not a curated record. Gene Ontology annotation, cellular component: cytoplasm. The coding region runs from base 1 to 1035 and encodes 344 amino acids. The transcript is spliced from 3 exons. Gene Ontology annotation, biological process: NADPH regeneration.
AUGGCACCAAUUGGAAUUGCAAUCCUCGGCUCCGGCAACUUCGUCCGCAACCAGCACAAGCCCGCAGUCGAAGCCUGCUCAAACCUCUCCCUCAAAGCCGUCUACUCGCGCAGUAAAGCCUCCGCCAGCGCCCUCUUCGCGGAGAGCAGCAAUGUCGACAUCUACAGCGACGACUCAGGCGCCGGUCAUGAUUUGGACGCUCUAUUGGCGCGGGAGGAUAUCCACGCUGUUAUCAUUGCACUCCCAAUUCCCCUCCAGCCAGAAAUCAUCAAAAAGUGUCUCCUAGCGUCCAAACACGUUCUCUCCGAGAAGCCCGUCGCUCCCACCCGCGCUAUCGCCCUCGAACUCAUCGCCUGGCGUCACGCCAACAUCCCCGCCAGCACACACUGGGGCGUCGCCGAGAACAUGCGGUUCCAGAACGGAUGGCGAUACGCCGCCGAUACAAUCCGCACGCUCGGCCGCGUGCUCAACUUCCGCGUCGAGACGGGCAACAUGAUUGCCCCCGGCGGGGCCACCUUCGAGACCACGUGGCGCAAGACACCGGCGUACCAAGGUGGCUACUUACUUGACGGCGGGGUGCACUACACGGCCAUUAUUCAGAUCAUGCUGGGUGAUGAUCGGGUCGAUAGGGUUGCGGCGUUCACGACUAGACUGCAGGAACAUCUGCCGCCGUUAGAUACGGUCGAUGCAGUAUGGCGGACGAAGGCGGGGGUGCAGGGGACGUUUUCGUGUAGCUUUGGGACGUCGGUGAAGAAGUUCGACUAUGUGGUUGUGUGUGAGAAGGGGGUGGUGACGGCUACGUGGGGUAAGGUGACGGUGCAGAGGGGGGCGGAGGUCGAGGUCAAGGAGUUCCCAGAGGACGGGAGCGGGGUGAAGCAGGAGGUGGCGGCGUUCGCAGAGGCGAUUGCGAAGGGGGCUGCGGAUGAGAGGCAGGCGCCGGAAUUGGCGUAUAGGGAUUUGGAUAUUAUUGAAACCAUGUUGAGAUCUGGUGAGCAGGACGGUGCGACGUUGAAGAUUAGUGGAGAGUUUUCCUAG